Messenger RNA from Panicum virgatum (switchgrass), 909 nucleotides. RefSeq lists its product as uncharacterized. The record is from RefSeq and is a predicted model, not a curated record. Lineage: Eukaryota; Viridiplantae; Streptophyta; Magnoliopsida; Poales; Poaceae. Bases 128 to 607 code for a protein of 159 amino acids. The transcript has 3 exons.
GCCCCCGCGCGAGGCGCCACGGCGACGGCGGCAGCGCCACGGCACGCGCGGCCGCUUAUAAGCCGCUCCCCACGCCCGUUCUCCCGGAACACAGGACUACGCCGUGCGCGCGUUCGCUUCGUUGCCAAUGUACUCGCAGACGCUCCGGGCGGCUAGCAGCACGGGACUCGGGUUCGCGCUCGGCAGGGGAGGCGGCGGGCGUGCCGCGGCGCCGGGCCUGGUGGUGCCCGCCGCAGGAGCGGCCCGCGGGAGGAGCGUCUCCGCGACGCCGGCGGCCGAGGCGCCCGUGCCCGGGGACCAGGGCGUCGCCAUGGAGCAGCCGAAGCAGCAGCAGCCGCAGGUGCCCCCGCAGGACGCCGGGGGCAAGAGCAAGCGCGACGACAUGCACAAGACCACCGGGGACGUAAUGACCCACUCGUUCGGGGAGGGGUACUCGACGCGCUCCGACGAGGAGGGGUUCGGCGGCGUGUACGGCGGGAACGACCCGGUCGAGCACCCCGGCACGGAGAUCCACCCCAGCCAUCCCGAGUACGACACGACGCAGGGGUCGGAGGUGAAGGAGAAGGAGAAGGCGCGCCACCUCAAGGACGAGAAGCACGCCACCUAGGCGGCGAGCGACGCACGCCUCGAGUCAGGCUUCUCGCCGUUCAGUUAGUUCACGAGUUCCCUUCGCUCCCGGGGGGAGGCGUCGCGGGGUUCGCAGCUUUAGAAAUGCUACUAUUAUAUUUCGAGUUUGCUGAGAUGUAGUAGAGAUUCAGUAAUCUGUCUUAAGGACCCUUGGUGCUAUAUGUUCUUUCUGCUCUUGUGUAAGAUGAGAACUUUGGGGGGUCUUGGAUGGCUUUCCAUGGCACUAUCUCUUUUCAAUUCUUCCGGUAAUAAGAACAACCGCGACCGAUUUAUUCAAGGACA